Molecule: messenger RNA, 1398 nt
Organism: Cavenderia fasciculata
Lineage: Eukaryota; Evosea; Eumycetozoa; Acytosteliales; Cavenderiaceae
Exons: 2
Coding region: 1-1398 (465 amino acids)
Molecular function (GO): protein binding
Source: RefSeq, a predicted model, not a curated record
AUGAAUAAUAACAUUUAUAUUAUAACAUUUAUAGAUGUAUUUAGAAAUGUAAUGACUAGGAAUGAAAUAUUUCAAGCAUUGGCAAGAUUAGAUCGUUUUAAAAGAUCGUCAUCAUCAUCUAUAAAUGACAUAGGAGAAUUCUAUAUAAAAGGAAAAGAAUUAAGAAAAUCAUUAGAGAAGAUGUUUGUUUAUGGUAUGGAUUGGAAGUUUAUUUCAUUGUCUCUACAUCUACCGGUUAAACCGUUUGAUGAUGUAGUUGUAAACUCUUUACAAUCAGGUCUAAACAAAUAUGUAGCACAUUCAAAUGUAACAUUAGAUUCGAUUAAAAAGGCAAUCGAAUGGGUUGGCUCAUUUCAACCAGAAACUGAUUUGUUGUCUCGUGUUGCAUCUCAUUCCGAGUUGGAUACUCUAAUUCAUCUAUCAACACAAUACCCACAAUGUGAUACUAGAGGUGCAUUGGAUAACGCAGCAAAUCGAGGUAAAAUAGAUAUGGUCAAAUGGUUACAUUUUAAUAGAUCUGAACCUUGUUCAACUUUUGCUUUAGAUGGAGCAAGUUCUGUAGGAUCAAUAAAAGUAGUAGAAUUUCUUCAUUUUAAUAGAAGUGAAGGAUGUACAAUCAAUGCAUUAAAUAGUGCAAUUCAGAAUGGUCAUUUAGAUGUGAUACGAUUCUUGAUGGAUAAUAGGAGUGAAGGAUUCUCUAGUCAUCCAAUUGACGAAGCAUCGAAAAGAGGAAGACUUGAAGUAGUCAAGUAUCUUGAUACACGUCUUGGAUCGACAAUACCAAGAAUAUGUUCAAUGGCUGCGAUGAACAUUUCCGCAAAGAAUGGUCAUUUACCCAUCGUAGAAUAUUUACAUUUGAACCGUACAGAGGGAUGUAAUUUUCUUGCAUUCAACGGUGCUGCCUUGAAUGGACAUUUAAAUGUCCUAGAGUAUCUUGUAAACAACCGUAAAGAACGUCCUAGUGCCAAUGUAAUGAUAAAUGCAGUACUGGCCAAUCGAUUAGACAUUGUCAAAUACCUUGAUGGUAUAAAGGUAGGUACAGACUAUUACAAAAAGUCAAUGGAUGAGGCAUGUACUAGAAACUAUAUGGAAAUAGUAGAGUUUUUCCAUGGUACAGGUACCAAAUGUAGCAAAAAUGCAAUGGUUGGAGCAUCAAGAAACGGACACUUGGGUAUGGUCAUGUGGUUACACUAUAACCAUGGUGACGAUCUGCUCGACGUCAAGAGCGAUGCUGUUGAUCAGGCAGCGGAAUCAAACCAUCUUGAAGUGGUCAGGUUCCUCCUCAUCAAUCGACCUUCAUCCACUGUUUCAGAUUCUACUCGUCGAUUGAUACAAAGGAGCGGAUACUAUACACAUAUCGCAGAUUUCCUAAACAAUCACACCACCACCGCCAUCUGA